Messenger RNA from Bactrocera latifrons, 2578 nucleotides. RefSeq names its product angiotensin-converting enzyme-related protein. The record is from RefSeq and is a predicted model, not a curated record. The coding region runs from base 363 to 2285 and encodes 640 amino acids. Gene Ontology annotation, molecular function: metallopeptidase activity; peptidyl-dipeptidase activity. Gene Ontology annotation, cellular component: plasma membrane. Gene Ontology annotation, biological process: proteolysis. The transcript has 6 exons. Lineage: Eukaryota; Metazoa; Arthropoda; Insecta; Diptera; Tephritidae.
UAUUUAUUUAAAAGUCAAAAUUUUAUCAGAUAAAAAUUCGUAAAAUAAAUGAAGUAUUCAAAUAAUCAGCUCUUUCCAGCAAACAUUUAAUUUAUUAAACAUAAAAUUCCAGCUCAACGUGCAAAUAACAUACAGCGUUGUGAAAUCCCAAACCAAGUGUUUCCAGAUUCACUGUUAUAUUCACGAGAUUCUUUUAAGCUUAUUACAGAGAAAUCGCCACACAAAGCCCGUCUUGACCCCGCCGAUAACAUCAGUCAACGUGAUGUGCUUGCAUAUUGAAUUAUAAUUUGCGAAACAGUUUAGUCGUGCUCGGCUAGUGGCACGUUACGAAAGUGUCGUCGGAGAAGAGACAAUUUACCAAAAUGAAGGCAAGGAAUAUAGUUUGGUUACAAAAUGCUUUGUUACUGCAGGCGCUAUUUUUAUCAGCGUCUGUGCGUGCAUAUUCUGCUGACUCAGCGGGCUCUUGUAGUAGCAAUUCAGUGAAAUCUGAUGCGCGUGCAUUUUUCGAACGUGAAAAUGAACUACUACGCCAACGUCGUCGUAAUGAGUUUCUCACCUCGUACGUAUAUAACACAAAUGUCACCGAGGAAAAUCGCAAAGCUAUGAUUGCGGUGGCUACAACAAAUGCUGCCGCGAACAAGGAGAUGACACGUAAUGUAAUUGCAUCGGGAUAUAUUGACUCAACCGAUGAGGAUAUUAAGCGGCAAGCAACAAUACUUGGUGAUUUGGGUAUAGAUGUGCUACCCGAAAGUGAUUAUAAGGAGUUACUCAAUGCAGUGAGUUUAAUGCAGUCAAAUUAUGCUACUACAACUGUUUGCCCAUACAACAAGGAAGGAAAUUGUACGCUGCAAUUGGAGCCACAUGUACAGGAACGUCUCUCGAAUAGUCGUGAUCCAAAAGAGUUGAAACAUUACUGGCGUCAAUGGUAUGACAAAGCAGGCACCCCGAUGCGAGAGAAUUUUAAAAAAUAUAUUGAGUUGACCCGCAAGUCGGCGCGUCUGAAUGGUUAUUCGUCAUAUGCUGAUUACUGGAUUCAUUUCUAUGAAGACCCCGAUUUCGAAUCAAACCUGGAUAAGGUGUAUAAAGCUAUAUUGCCAUUCUACCGCGAAAUACACGGUUAUGUUCGCUAUCGACUGCGUGCGUAUUAUGGAGAUGAAAUUGUGUCUGAGAAUGGAAAUAUUCCAAUGCAUUUGUUAGGCAACAUGUGGGCCCAACAAUGGGACAAUGCUUUGCCACUUUUCACACCUUUUCCAGAAAAGCCGUUCUUGGAUGUGACCAGCGAAAUGCAGCGUCAAAACUUCACAGUACGCAAGCUCUUUGAGUUAGGUGAUCAAUUUUUCAAAUCACUCGGAAUGCGUGCGCUACCGCCAAGCUUUUGGGACUUAAGCGUGCUAACACGGCCAGCAGACAGAGAAAUAGUUUGUCAUGCUUCUGCCUGGGAUUUGUACCAGGACAGUGAUGUGCGUAUUAAAAUGUGCACUGACGUCGACACACACUAUCUGUACGUGGUACAUCACGAACUUGGCCAUAUACAGUACUACUUACAAUAUGAAAAUCAACCGACAGUUUACCGCGCAGCGCCAAAUCCCGGCUUCCAUGAGGCUGUCGGCGAUGUUAUUGCGCUUUCGGUCUCCACGCCCAAACACCUGCAAGCCAUCGGUCUCUCAAACGUCGGCAAGUUGGAUGAUGAAAGUCGCAUCAAUGAAUUGUUCAAGAAUGCGCUCAAAAAAAUCGUGUUCUUGCCUUUUGCCUACACUAUGGAUAAAUACCGUUAUGCUGUGUUCCGCGGCGACGUGGAAGAACCGAAAUGGAAUUGUGCCUUUUGGCAAAUGCGUUCAGAGUUUUCGGGCGUCGAGCCACCCGUACGUCGCACAGACCAAGAUUUCGAUCCACCAGCAAAAUAUCACAUUGAUGCUGAUGUUGAAUACUUGCGUUACUUUGCAGCGCAUAUCUUCCAAUUUCAGUUUCUUAAAGCGAUGUGCAUAAAAGCUGGUCAGUAUGUGCCGGGUGACCCAGAAAAAACAUUAGACAAUUGUGAUAUUUAUAACAACAAGGAAGCUGGUGAAGCAUUUAGCAAAUUUCUUAAAUUGGGCGCGUCGGUGCAUUGGAAAAAGGCGCUAAAGGAGUUCACAGGUGAAACUGAAAUGGAUCCAUCUGCACUGUUGGAGUACUUUGAACCACUCAGAAAAUGGCUGCAAGCAGAAAAUCAACGCUUGAAAGUGCCACUCGGUUGGGGCGAUACUGAUAAAGUUGCAGGUGACUGCUGUCCAGCUUUCAGCACCUAACAUUUAAUGAAAGUCAGCAUUGAAGAGAAUUGUAAAAUGACCAAUGUUUGCUUAUGACAAAUACGAACUCGUUUUGCUUAAGAAGUGAAACCGUAGAAAGCCUUCAUCGUAUACAACUUCAACAUUUUUAAACGAAAUCAAAAUAUUUUUUUAAACAAUUUGCAUUUUUUAAUACAAAUUUGACAGUGUUUUGUAAUCUUAAAAAGCUGUAUAAACAUUAAACAAAACAAUUCAACCUUCAGCUCAUAAGGAAGUCUUAAUAAAGCUGUUUGCUAGCAUUGUAUUUGACACAA